Molecule: messenger RNA, 1393 nt
Organism: Aspergillus calidoustus
Lineage: Eukaryota; Fungi; Ascomycota; Eurotiomycetes; Eurotiales; Aspergillaceae
Source: the annotation of a GenBank genome assembly
GGGAAAUUCUCCGGGGCAAGGUCGGUUAAAUAUGGACGAGUCAUGAUUCUUGACCUGUUGAUUGUACGUAGCACAGUACAUUCUUGCCCAGAUACGAAGCUGAAGAGAAUAGGCGCCGGAAAUGUCGACUACUAUCCGAGAGAUCGUCAUCACGCCCGUGGCAUUCCACGACAUGCCCCUGCUCAACAGCGUCGGCGUGCACGAGCCGUUUGCACUGCGGAGUAUAAUCGAGGUCAUUACAGACACGACAUACGGGCUCGGCGAGUCCUAUGGCGACUCGGCACACCUCGACAGGUUACAGAAAGCAGCAGAAGAGAUCAAGGCCGCAGCACUCUCAGUCUAUGACACAAAUGCCAUCUACAAGCUGUGCGUCGACAGUCUCACGGGAGAUGAGAGUACCGGCGGCGACGGGAUGGCGGGAAUGGUCACGACUGCGUCCGUCGCGGAUAAGGUGUUUUCGCCAUUCGAGGUUGCGUGUCUGGAUAUCCAGGGAAAACUGGCCGGCAUUCCUGUUAGUGCGCUGCUUGGAGGGCGAGUGCGAGACAACGUGCAGUACUCGGCAUACCUCUUCUACAAGUGGGCUGGCCACCCCGGGGAUGCAGACGACGAGUAUGGAGCAGCACUAGACCCCGAGGGCCUCGUAAAGCAGGCGCGCAAGAUCAUCGACGAGUACGGGUUCAAGGCGAUCAAACUCAAGGGGGGCGUCUUCCCACCGGCAGACGAAGUCGCCGCGAUCAAAGCGCUAAACGCUGCAUUCCCGGGUAUCCCGCUUCGUCUUGACCCCAACGCCGCUUGGACAGUCGAGACCUCAAAGUGGGUUGCAAAGGAACUCGAGGGCAUUGUCGAGUACCUCGAAGAUCCUGCCCCGGAGAUUGAGGGGAUGGCUGCCGUAGCAGCAGAGGCGACGAUGCCAUUAGCCACGAAUAUGGCUGUCGUUGCCUUUUCGCAUCUCCCCCCUUCAAUUGCGCAGAAUGCCGUGCAGGUUGUUCUCUCAGACCAUCACUUCUGGGGCGGGUUGCGCAAGUCGCAGACGCUGGCUAGUAUCUGCGCGACGUGGGGGAUGCGACUCUCCAUGCACUCAAACAGCCAUUUGGGUAUCUCUCUCGCGGCAAUGACACAUCUGGCCUCUGCGACGCCGAAUCUCGACUAUGCAUGCGACACGCACUGGCCGUGGAAACGGCGCGAUGAGGAUGUCGUUGUGGUCGGCGCGUUGAAGUGGGCAGAUGGCGGCGUUGCCGUCCCCACGGCACCGGGGCUGGGUGUUGAACUUGAUAGGGAGAAGCUGGCUCGGUUGCAUAAGCAGUAUCUCGACUGUGGAAUUCGAAAGAGAGAUGACACGACGUAUAUGAGGAGGUUCAAACCAGAGUUUUCGCCGCAUAUACCGAGGUGGUGA